UGACAUAUCACCAUACACAGUGAAGACCGGGGAGCCAGCCGCUGAAGCAAGCGACAGAUUCAGGAGACGACUUCGUCCGAUCACAAUUGACGACAUAACCAGUGAACACACUGAUAUAGAUGGCAGAUCGAUCAGGGAUGUCUCUACUCCAGACGACCAUCUGCCUUGUCCAGAAGGUCAGACCAGAUGUCCAAACAGUGUCUGUGUUGCCUCCAAUCACCUUUGUAGCUCAGAUGAAUCUACGUCUAUUUCACAACCUACAACUACCUACGUGACCCGCACACCGAUCACGUUCUAUUUCUCGGUGUUACGUGAUAGGACGAGACCACCUGUGAGCCUCACAUCCGGACAACCAGUCGUAGCAGCUCAGACACACGUGGAGAGGAAUACUGAGGGUAGGCCUGAUAGUGAGGCAUUUUCUAAGGAAGAAGACACGAAACGAAUGCUCUUCAGUGGUGAUUUGACGCCAACAACUACAAAUGAAAUGACGGCAACUGCUGGAAAAUUAACUAUUCCUAGUUCCACCUUGUUGACAGAUUCUUCUAGAGAAAAUGAACGUUCCUUACCAACGCCUAUUCCAAGGUCCUCAAAUAGUUAUAAUUUGUCGAAAACCACGCGUGUCUCAACUAGUGAAGGUCAGAGGUCAGUGUUCAUCCAGGCCUAUUACACCAACCAACUAACGGCUUCAAUGACGUCAACAUUAAAAGCUAAUUUGACUACGGUUACAAGCACAUUUGUCGAUGAAUCCUUUCUCUCUUCAACCGCCAUUAAUAGCGAUUAUGGCAGUCUAGAUACUAACAAUCACCUAGGACUUGAUACGAUGUCUCAAUUACCGCCAAAACAAACAAGUUCUUGUAGCUCUUGUCUUGAACCGUCCAUUACGUCAUUACCAGUGAUGAUGAAGGAAAUGACAAACACCGAUUAUUUAGCUGAUAGGGCUUCUCUUGAUCUUAAAACUCAUGAAAGUAUUUCAUCGCCUGCAAUGGUAAAGGAACCGAUAUCAUCCAUAGCUCUAACGACACCUUCUUCUAGAAUCAUUCCACCAUCUGCUAGUUUUGUGCUAGAACCGAGUACUUCAAGCGUUGUACAACACCCAAUAUCUUCAACCGUUUUGUAUUUGCCUUCGACUUCUUCAAUAGAUGCGUCUUCGCAAAUUUCACAUAUGCCGUACUCUACACCCAAAGCACUCUUCAAGUGAUUUAAAAAACACGCCUUCAACAUCUGCAUCGUACAACGUGGCCUAUUCCACUUCUUCACCGGACACGCCCCCAUUACAACCAAUGACAGUAUCGAGUGCUGGACCGCAGUCUAAGCGUCCUACUCUAUCGACAUCAGUCACACCUGAUGUGGUUACGUCCAAGAUGGCCACAGUGACAUCUCCUUCUUUUGGCACUACUGGUGAUAGAUGUACCAAAUGCAUUGAGGUAGUCUUCAACCUCCGUGUGACUAUCAAAGACAAACAAACUGAACAAGAAUUUCAGGUAUCCGUCCAAACAGCGUUUUCAAUGAUGCUUACUCGAUUUUAUGGACACCGGUUCAGGCGUGACUUAAGGAAUGCAACAAACCCUCAACGAAACAGCACUCACUUCUUGCCCUCAGAUGUUCACAUACGGAACACGACAUCGAUGGGCAACAUCGUAGUUCUGUUGUUGGAAGUUAAACACCCAUUAGGUGACUUCGUGCACAAUCAAUAUCUCGAAUACCUGCUACAGAAGAGUGAGGCCAGGCUAUCGUUAGAGCAAGACCUAAGUGUCUACGGGGCAACCUUGACCGAGUUCUCUGUGCCUGACAAUCCGUCCACAGACACACCACGACCAGGGGACGAGAGCGGUGCAACAUCAAUCUUCGCUCAACACUUUGGCCUCUUUCUUACGGUCAUCAUUCUGUCGAGCUUUGUGGCGUGUGCUGGUGUGAUUGCCAUGAUAUAUCUUCGGAACAAGGCGAGGACAGGGAUGUGGUACUGUCCAUCUGGUACUCGCUACGCUAAACAAUUGGAGCGCACCUUACUGACCAAAACUACAAACUGGCGGGUAGGUCACAUGACCAAUCCCAUUCCAGACGUCGACAUACUCCACGGCGAGGACCCAAUGACUGAGACCACCGAAGAAGAAAAUAGCAGUCACCGCGCGUCGUGCACAGGUGACAGGACAAGCAGAGAGGGCAGCUGUCCUGAAGUUGAUACAUGGGUGGUCCCCCUUGGAGAUGGAAUGGACGAAGGACUAGCAGACGAAGAGUAUGACACGCGUCUGUAAGAACAAUGCCAGUACUCCAAAAAUACAUAUCGUCCAUACUUAAGGUAUAAUUCGUAUUUGGUAUGGAAAGGAUGUCACCCUUCAUAAGAUGUUAACAGUAUGUUCCAUUCAUAGUUUCCUCGUAUUUAAAGAACAUGCGUCAUAUAUCAUUCAGGGACUAUAUUCGGGUGACCAUUGCGUUGAGAUUAUGUACAUGUACAUGAAAAUCGAGUGUUUUUCUAUCCAUUCUUUGAUUAAAAUAUAGAUGAAAUCUGCAAUAGAAACAGCGUGACAGUAUUUUGAAUGAUCAACCAUAUAUGUCUUAAUUGACCACACAAUCAAUGAAUGAUAUAUACUCAGGAGUUUAAAAAAAAUGUGGUUUAAUGUUUUAAUAAGAAUGAAAGCGUCCCUUCACUUAGACGUGGACUUUUUUGUGGUAUCAUAUAGUGACAGCUGUGGAUAGUGCUUAACGACGGCUAUACAGAAUCUGACUAAGAGUUGCUUCCCUUGUAAUGCAACUUAGUUUGACCUAACCUAUGAAACAUUAGUACGAUUCUCCUUUUCGAAUACUGAAUUUACCAGCUUCGUAUACCAGUGUAUAAUUCACGAAAGAAUAUUUUGACAUAACUUGGUUUAGAAUUUGAUCUCCUGAAAUGGGUUUGAUAUUGAUUCAAGAAAAAUUUCUGAAAUAUUUUGAAUAAGAAUUUAGUCUCUCUAUGAUAUUGUUCAUUGCUAAUUUGUAGUUCUUCACUUCCGUUAAGAGCGCGGGGUUUCUUCUGUCCUUAAGCGUAAGAUUGAAAACAAUCUCCCAUGUUUAUCAAACUUGAUAAUACCACAUAAUAAGUGUAUCAAGCACAGCUGUUUAAGAUUAUCUGACUAUAAUUUUACUAUUUUAUAUUUUUUAUUGUGAUGCCAAAAUUCAUUUAUUUUACAUCAUGAGUGUUUUUUAUUAGAAUAGUAUUAUCCCCAAAACAUAAAGAAUAUAACCUUUACUAUAUUACUGUUAAUGUUUUAUUUGCAUAUUCAUAAACAAAUUAUUCUAAAUCAAAUCAAAACAACUAGAUGACAUGCCAAUAUGUUGGGUAAGGUGGACUUAAGAAAUGUCUUUUCUAUCCUUAACUAUAAAACCCGAUCUUAUUUGUAGUUUGACUGUAAUUUGGUAAUAAAUGUUGUCACAAAGUCAAAAUCUUAAAGAAAGAAACUAUCAUAAAGUAUCAACCCAUUGAAUACCGAAUGUCCAUUUAAGAGUAUUAAAGAUAUUAAAGAUUUUAAUGUAUAACGUUGCUCUGUAUAUAACUGUACAUGUAUAUAGUGUAAUUUCGUGGAUAUGUUAUCUUAGAUAGAAAUAAUAAUCAUUGACAACAAAAUGUAAUUUCAAGUGUUUGACAUGCAUAUUUAAGUUAUUUUAACGUAUAAUCAUAUACAAUGUAUGUAUUUAAAUAUAUCAAUGGUUGUGCUAUUUGUAAUCUUCUUUAGAAAGAGACCCCACACACAUUCCUUGAGACUUAUUAAAUAAUUCAGCUGAUUCGUGGCUUCAUUUGAAGUAACAUGGGGGUAACCUAAUGGCGGAUCUGAUAAUUGGCAGAAUUGGUUAAGUAUCAUACUUCUCCAACCAGUGGGGCUCGUCAUUAAGAUUUAUACUUCUCCAACCAGUGGUGCUCGUCAUUAAGAUUUAUACUUCUCCAACCAGUGGUGCUCGUCAUUAAGGGUCAUACUUCUCCAACUAGUAGUGUUUCUCAUAAGGAUCAUACUUCUCCAACUAGUAGUGCUUGUCAUAAGGAUCAUACUUCUCCAACAAGUGAUGCUUGUCAUAAGGGUAAUACUUCUCCAACUAGUAGUGCUUGUCAUAAGGUUCACACCUCUCCAACCAGUGGUGCCUUGGCUAAGAAUUAAUGCGUCAGUCUAACUCUUUUGUGAAGUUGAUGUAAAGUAGGUCGGUAAAUAAUUUAUAUUAUAAUACUAAGAUGUGGAGUUACUGAUAACGAUGGAUCUUCUAUGUUUAUUCCCCCUUAAUAUAUCUAGCAGUCAUGGAAUUUGUGAUUUUUUUUUAUUGAUAAUGAUUUACGACUUUUUAUUUUUACGGUAAACUAUCGGCUCAGAAACUUGUACCUUAUGAGGCUUAUGUGAAGAAUGUACUGACCUAACCUAGCUUAUUCUGACAAUGAUUUUGUUGUACGGAAAACUGGAGAGAAAAACAGAUAUAUAAUAUAGAGUAAAUUAAAGAUGCUAAUUUUGUUGUAUAUCUUUAUGCAUUACCAAAUUUACGUAUUUUUCUAUAUGACAUCCUCCAAAAGUUUUAAGCUUCCAAUUUUAGCUUUUAACUUUAGGUGGAUGAAUAAUUAUUUGCAAUCUGAAGAAAUGUUAUCUGUUUUCUGUAUUGAGCUUUGGGUUCUAUAACCGAUCACUUUUAGGAUGCGGUUUACACGUUGAUUUAUUAGAUAUAUUCAAAAACCGUGAGUGCCAUUUUAUUUUUUUGUGAGAAGCAGUUGAUACGCUGUCACAGAUGUGACAUCAGUUGGUUAUGUUCCCAUCUUUGUUUUUAUAUCUGAAUUUCCAUGUUCACUUAAAAUGGUUUUGUUUUACAAAUUGCAAAAGUUGGACUUCUGUUAUCACAUUUUAUAGGAGUGUAUUGACUUGGUGACAGACAAUAUUUAUUUUCCUUUCGUAUAUAAGUAAAGGGAGAUAACAAAUGCAUUCUUUAACGCAUUGUUCAUUCGUAACUACUCCGUACCUUCCAGCAUUUCCUUCAACAUUCCAUCCCAAACCACCCAUACAUAUCGCUAGUUUAUGUCCUUAGAAAUAGAUAUUACUUUGUAAAACAUUGGAAAUUUACAACAUUUUGUAGUAAUAAGGUGAAUCUUUUCUUUUUUAAUUCAACUCCUCUAGAUAAAUAACAGAAAACUAGACAUGUGGUUUAAUUGAAUCAUCAAAAUAACGGGCAUAUUCUUAUAUUUUGUAUUUUAUUGUAAACAUGUCAGGUAAAACAUCGUGAUAUGUACUCGUGACUACAGCAUUAUAAUAAUAAGGUGUAUUUGUUGAUAAUAAAAUAUAAAUAUAUUUAUUUCUCAGUUAUUUGUUUAUGAUAUAGUAAUGCAUACUUCAGCAACAGCCAGUCGUAGUUAGUUUGAGUUCUACAAAUAUCUGUGAACAAUUCAUACGAACGGAUAUCAGCAUAUUACGUCCAGUGCGAAUUCAUCUGAGUGGUACUUCAUCUAGAGUGGUACUCCUGCUGGAGAGGUAAUUCAUCUGAGUGGUACUUAAUCUGCAGUGGUACUUCAUCUGAGUGGUACUUAAUCUGCAGUGGUAGUUCAUCUGAGUGGUACUUCAUCUGAGUGGUUCUUCAUCUGAAGUGGUACUUCAUCUGAGUGGUUCUUCAUUUGAAGUGGUACUUCAUCUGAGUGGUACUUCAUCUGAAGUGGUAUUUUAUCUGAGUGGUUCUUCAUCCGAGUGGUACUUAAUCUGCAGCGGUACUUCAUCUGAGUGGUACUUCAUCUGAAGUGGUACUUCAUCUGAGUUGUACUUCAUCUGAAGUGGUACUUUAUCUGAGUGGUACUUCAUCUGAGUGGUAUUUCAUCUGGAGUGGUUCUUCAUCUGGAGUGGUACUUCAUCUGAGUGGUAUUUCAUCUGAAGUGGUACUUCACCUGGGGUGCUACUUCAUCUGAAGUGGUACUUCAUCAGGAGUGGUACUUCAUCUGAGUGGUACUUCAUCUGAAUGGAACUUCAUCUGGAGUGGUACUUCAUCUGGUUUUUUUCUUCAUCUGAGUGGUACUUCGUUUGCAGUGGUACUUCAUCUGGAGUGGUACUUCAUUUGAAGUGCAGUACAGUUGUUUUUAAUCAAACGAACAACACAUUUACAUUCGUAAUCAACCAUAUGUACGGCAUAAGUAUAAUGGUAUUCAAUCAGUACAUUAUUAAUUGUACCUAAUCCUGAGUCAAGCACUGUACACUCAAACUUAAUCCUGAGUCAAGCACUUUUACAGUCAUACUUAAUAUUAAGUCCAUAACAUUUAUAGUGAUACCUUAUGUGAAGUCAUUAACAUUUAUAGUUAUAUCUAAUCUGAAGUCCAUAGCAUUUGCAGUAAAUCCAGUUCCGUUUAUCCAUAUUGCAGUGCAAAAUUAUUGUGACAACAAUUGCCCGGUCCUCCCUGGUGAAUAGAGAUGAUAACACAGCCAAAUAUUUCACAUUUAUUUUAUUUUCAGAAGAAUUGUUUUUUUUUAUUAAUACAAGUUUGUACGAAACAUUUUUCAAAUUACACUUGUUUAAGUUGAAAGUUUAUUCAAGCAAUGUUUCUACAUUUUACUAAUUACACCGGUAUUAUGGGGAGAGUUUACAUAGGUUGCUGAUAUACAUUGACUUUGUUGAUCAAAUAAAAAUCUUUGUGAAAUGUCAUACCCAAUUGUUUUCAGCCUUUUCAAUAAAAUUAUUUCUGAAAAGAUGUUACAGCGGUUAAAGAUUUCAUAAAAAAAAAGAA
Molecule: messenger RNA, 6703 nt
Organism: Pecten maximus
Lineage: Eukaryota; Metazoa; Mollusca; Bivalvia; Pectinida; Pectinidae
Exons: 7
Coding region: 1140-2252 (370 amino acids)
Source: RefSeq, a predicted model, not a curated record